UGUUAUCUUUUGAAUUAGUAUUAAGAGACAAUAUAUAUAUAAUGGGUGCUUUUAAUUUCCUUUUAUUAGUGUUUGUUUUUGGUAGUCAAGUGAUUGGUGGAUUGAAUACAAAGCUACCACCUCCUUCCUAUGGAAAUACAAUAAGUAUUCUAAGCAUCGAUGGUGGUGGUAUGAAAGGCAUUAUUCCUACUACAAUUCUCUACAAUUUGGAAAAGGCUCUUCAGAUUGUGUCAAAAGAUGAAAAAGCAGCAUUGGCAGAUUAUUUUGAUGUGAUAGCUGGGACUAGUACUGGAGGACUUGUUACUGGAAUGCUCAGUACUCCUCAUCCAGAUGACCCUUCUCGUCCUGCAUUUACUCCUCUUGAAAUUUUUAACUUCUACAUUAAAUAUGGUCCUUCUAUAUUCAAUCAAUCUUCUGCUAGUGGUUGGAACGAAAAUUCCACACGUCCGAAGUAUGAUGGUGAAUUCUUACAUAGUAAAACACGUGAGAUUUUGGGAGAAUUCAGAUUGCAUGACACAUUGACCAAUGUUGUCAUCCCAACUUACGAUAUCAAGAAAGUCCAUCCAAUUAUAUUCUCAAGCUUUAAGGUGAAGGAAGUUCCUAGCAUAGAUAUAAAGUUGUCGGAAAUAAUCCUUGGGACUUCAGCUGCACCAAUUCAACUACCACCCAUUUACUUUAAGGAUGGUCCUAAUGAAUUCAAUUUGGUUGAUGGUGGUGUGGUUGCAGCUAGUCCGGCAUUUGUUGCAGUGAGUGAAGUAAUACAACAAUUGGAGGAGAAGAAUGUUGAUUUCAUUCCUAUGAAGGCAAAUGAACCAACCAAAAUAGUGUUGUUGUCAUUAGGAUGUGGGUCAACAAAGGUUGAAGGGGUUGAUGCUAGAAUUGCACAAUUUUUCCCAUCAACAAUUUGGGCAAAACUUUUAUUUUUAGGUCUUGCUGGUUCUGCUGGAGACAUGAAUCAAUAUUACCUUUCAUCAAUAUUUCCAGACUCUUCAGACAAUUACUAUCUUCGAAUUGAGGAGUAUAACUUGGAUCCAUCCAUUCUUUCUGAUGAUGCAGGCGAAGAAAACUUGGAAAAACUUGUAAAUGUUGGAGAAAACUUGUUGGAACAAAUUGUUAAGAAAGUUAAUACAACUUCUUUUGUCCCAUACGAAGAACCAAAUGAGGGUACAAAUGCUGAGGCUCUUAAAAGGUUGGCUGAGAUCUUGUACACAGAGAAACAGCUGCGUUUGAAAAUGAAAUCGAUGGAAAAAAGGGGAAGACCAUUUAUUGAAGCUAUUACUUCUCCAAUGAAAUAAAUGACAAAUGCAUGUAUGUUGCAAGUUAUCUCUAUGCAUGGUGGGAAAUAAAUAAAUAAAUAAAUAAAUAAAUAAAUAAUGCAUGUGUGUUUUUAAUUAAUGUACUUUGAUCUUUGUCAUGGUCUUGUUAAUUGUGUGGGUGUGGUGUUGUGUUUCUAAAAUAAGGACAACGAUUGUACUACAUUUUGUGUUGUUAGUAAUACUUGCUUAUAAAAUAUAAAUUGGAUAUUUCCUUUA
This is a messenger RNA of Cicer arietinum (chickpea), 1532 nucleotides long. Its product is annotated as patatin-like protein 4. The record is from RefSeq and is a predicted model, not a curated record. Gene Ontology annotation, molecular function: glycerophospholipase activity; monoacylglycerol lipase activity. NCBI's taxonomy places the organism in Eukaryota, Viridiplantae, Streptophyta, Magnoliopsida, Fabales, Fabaceae. Gene Ontology annotation, biological process: lipid metabolic process.